AUGGAUCUUGGAGAUACGAGUGUGCUCACCGACGAGCAGCUCAUGGAUGGCUAUGAUGACACCCCGUAUCAAGAUUUUUUCCCCGUGUUUGUCCCAGAGAGUGACGCUGCGAAUGUGGCUGGUGUUUUGGAUAGCAUUGAUGGGGGUGCUGAUUUUGACUUGAGUGCGGCUGCGCUUGGCCCUGGUGCGUCCCCGUUUGCUCUUGGUUCGACUGAAAAGUCCGUUGACAUCAACCGCUUCCACCGCUCCCUUGCCCACGCUUGCGAGCCGCUUUUGAGGGAAACUGCCCAGCAGAGAGGCACGGUGCUCACGGGCAAGCUGGAAGCUUGCACGGACCGCAUAAGGGCGAAGGGCAGGCGAGGGUCGGUGCCGCGGGGGCCGGGAGCGCGAGCGUCUAUGCCCCUCGGCGUCGACUUCCGGCGCUUCUGCGACGACAACGGCAUCGGCGUCGAGUUCACCCCGCCUGGCGUUCCGCAGGACAACGGCGUCGUCGAGAGGACCAUCUGGCGCAUCAUGAAGGCCGGCAUGGCCGCCCGCCGCAGCGCUGGCCGUGUGUUCAACGUCGACUUCGCCUCCAUCCCCGGCCUCGACGAGCGCGGUGACCGUCUUUGGAUGGAAUCGGCGAAGUGGGCCGCCGACGCUCUCAACCAGUCGGCGACCAAGGCCAACCCCGGGCGGCGCUCGCCGCACGAGAUGUUCACCGGCGAGCAGGGGCCUUUCCGCGUGCUGCCGCCACUCUCUUUCCUCUACCUGAACGGCGGCGACAACCACCCGAGCGGCACCGUCAAGGUCCUCAAGGCGUCCACCGGCCGCGUCGUCUACACCACCAACGUGUCGUGGGUGACGUCGGCGCCAGCCGGCGAGGGGGGGUUCCGCUGGUAUCAGCGCUGCGCCGAUACCCCCCCCAUUCACGCCGCCGGUCGUCUCGGUCAACUUUGGUCCAGCACCGACGCCUUCGACCGCCGCACCGCCGCCGCCAGCGCCCACGCCGUCGCCCGCUCCCGCUCCCGCUGCCGCUUCGCCCCCUGCAGUAACGCCGCCGCCAGCGACCACGCGGCCGCCCGCUCCCACGCCUUCACAGCCGCCCUCUGCCACUUCGCCGUCACCGUCGGUGACCCCCGCUCCUGGCCAGCCGUCCGCUGUCGCUUCGCCUUCACCAUCGGCAACCCCCGAUCUAGACCAGCCGCCGUCGCCGCCGGACCCCGCGAUGCCCCCGCUCACGGCUCACGCCAUGCGGCAGCUUCGCCCGGGUACAAAGGCCGAGGCACAGGACACAUCUCGAUGCUAGACAAGAACACUCUGGUGUCGAUGCUGGAGGCUCGGAGCGGGGUGGAUGAGGAGCGUAGGGAUCUGGGGGGGGCGGAGGCCGGAGAGCCAGGGGGAGCGGGGGCCGGAGAGCAGGCGGGAGCACUCGCAGCGGUGGACCCGGGGACUGGAGGAGCGGGCUUUCCACUCGCAUUGGCCACGCUUCUCGCCAGCCGGGAAGACAUCGAGGCCACGCUGCGAGACCAGCGCCCGCCGGAGCAACGCCCUGACCUUCCGCACUGCCAGGCCAGCGACCUUCGUGUUCCGAAGAGCUACAAAGAGGCCAUGGCGUCGGAGUUGACGAUGCCUCAGCAGACGUUCACGGAUGAGCUAGCAGCAGAGUAUGGAGUAGUGGGAGGUAAGAGCGUUCCGAUGUCUUCGGGGGUGAAGCUUUCCGAUUUUGAUGCGGAUGAGGUGGCGACAGACUUUCCGUUUCGUGAACUAGUCGGAUCUUUGAUGUGGCUGGCGACUCAGACUAGACCAGACAUUGCGAAUGCAGUAAGGGCAGUAUCUAGGUAUUGCUCAUCUCCGAAGCAGGUCCACUGGGAUGCAGCGAUAAGUAUUUUAGGGUAUGCGAGGAGGACGAGUCACUUCGGUAUUUUAUUGCAGAGAGGUACGGUAGAGGGUUUCAGUUUGCAGGGGUACCCUGAUGCGGACUUUGUAAGCAAGGCAGCAGACCAUAGGCCGGUAUCAGGGGGGAUCGUCACGUGCGGAGGAGGCGCCGUGUCUUGGUUUUCCAGAACGCAGAAGUGUGUUACGCUUUCGACGACAGAAGCAGAGUAUGUGGCGCUUGGUGGCGUAAUGAAGGAGAUUGGUUUUGAGGCAGAUUUGGCGUUUCAUGUUGCCGCAGGUCGGCAUGCCGUGCAUCCCAGUCUUCGAGGACAACCAGGGGGCGAUUCAACUAGCGCAGAACCCCAUCUCAAACUCGAACUCGAAGCACAUAGAUGCAAGGCACCAUUUUCUCAGGAAACUGGUAGAGAGGAAGGAAAUUUCGGUGAUCCACGUGCCGUCGCCAUACCAGCGUGCAGAUUUUCUUACGAAGAGCUUGCCGAAGGGCACUUUACCGUGAUUUUGUGA
This is a messenger RNA of Ectocarpus sp. CCAP 1310/34, 2382 nucleotides long. The record is from the annotation of a GenBank genome assembly. Lineage: Eukaryota; Phaeophyceae; Ectocarpales; Ectocarpaceae.